Messenger RNA from Ostreobium quekettii, 708 nucleotides. The record is from the annotation of a GenBank genome assembly. Lineage: Eukaryota; Viridiplantae; Chlorophyta; Ulvophyceae; Bryopsidales; Ostreobiaceae.
AUGGCAGAGUCGGCCUACUCCUUCUCCUUGACCACGUUCAGCCCCAGCGGCAAGUUGGUGCAGAUCGAGCACGCCUUGAACGCCGUCGCUCAGGGCGCCACCUCCUUGGGUCUGAAAGCCACAAACGGCGUUGUGAUCGCGACCGAGAAGAAGCUCCCAUCGAUGCUCAUCGACGAGAGUACGGUGCAGAAGGUGCAGCUGCUGUCGCCCAAUGUGGGGGUGGUCUACAGCGGCAUGGGACCAGACUUUCGUGUGCUGGUGCGGAAGGCACGCAAGAGGGCGCAGCAAUACUUCAUGCUGUACAAGGAGAACAUCCCCGUUGCACAGCUCGUCAGGGAGACAGCUGCCGUGAUGCAGGAGUUCACACAACGAGGAAGUGUUCGCCCAUUUGGGGUCUCGUUGCUGAUGGCUGGCUACGAUGAGCAUGGUCCCCAGCUCUACCAAAUUGACCCAUCGGGGUCGUACUUUGCAUGGAAGGCCUCUGCCAUCGGCAAGAACAUGGUUAAUGCGAAGACGUUCCUUGAAAAGCGAUACAGUGAGGAGAUGGAGCUUGAGGAUGCUGUGCACACUGCGCUUUUGACUCUCAAGGAGGGAUUCGAGGGCCAAAUUACAUGUCACAACAUUGAGGUGGCGGUGGUGGGUGAUGACAAUAAAUUCAAAGUGCUCACAGCUGCAGAGGUGUCUGACUACCUUGAGGAAGUGGAGUGA